AUGGCCCACACUAUUCUUCAUCUCCGAUCCGAAACCAAGCCCUUGGAACACAGGAGCGCCCUCACCCCCACCACUACUCGCAAGCUGGUCGAGGCCGGCUACGAAGUCAGAGUUGAAAGGAGCCCCGUUCGCAUCUUUGACGAUGCCGAGUUCGAAGCCGCUGGCGCAACCCUUGUGCCCGAAUACUCCUGGGAGUCAGCCCCAUCGGACGUGAUCAUCGUCGGUCUCAAGGAGCUUGAGGAGAAGGAGUUCCCUCUCAAGCACGUCCACGUCACAUUCCUCCACGUCUACAAGAACCAAGGUGGCUGGGAGAAGACACUCGGCCGUUUCCCCCGUGGCGGCGGCACUCUUCUCGACCUCGAGUUCUUGGCCAACGAGUCCGGUCGCAGAGUCGCAGCCUUCGGUUUCCACGCUGGUUUCUCUGGCGCUGCUCUUGCUCUCGAGAACUGGGCCUGGCAGCUCACCCACCCUGGCGAGCCCUUCCCUGCCGUCGAGGCGUACCCCAAUGAGGAUGCUCUCAUCGUCGAUGUCAAGAAGGCCUUGGACGAGGGUAUUGCCAAGGCUGGUCGCAAGCCCAGAGUCAUUGUGAUUGGUGCUCUUGGACGUUGCGGUUCCGGUGCCGUUGAGAUGGCCAAGAGAGCCGGUGUUGAGGAUAUCGUCCGCUGGGAUAUGGAGGAGACCAAGAACCCCGGCCCUUACAAGGAGAUCACGGAUGCCGACAUUUUCGUCAACUGCAUCUACCUCAGCCAACCUAUUCCCCCUUUCCUCAACCGCGAGUCUCUGCAGGUCCCCGGUAGAAACCUCAGCGUGAUUUGCGAUGUUUCUGCUGACACCACCAACCCCCACAACCCGAUCCCCGUCUACACCGUGGCUACCACCUUCGACAAGCCCACCGUCCCCGUCGAGGGACUGGAGAACCCUCCCCUGAGCGUCAUCUCCAUCGACCACCUUCCGUCUUUGUUGCCGAGGGAGUCUAGCGAGGCCUUCAGCAACGACCUGCUGCCUACCCUCCUGAACCUCAAGGACUGGCGCAACGAUUCCGUCUGGGCCCGCGCCGAGAAGCUCUUCCAGGACAAGGUCGCCCUGCUCCCUGCCGAGCUUCAGAAGAGAGAGGCCUAG
Molecule: messenger RNA, 1119 nt
Organism: Colletotrichum tamarilloi
Lineage: Eukaryota; Fungi; Ascomycota; Sordariomycetes; Glomerellales; Glomerellaceae
Product: alanine dehydrogenase/PNT domain-containing protein
Exons: 9
Coding region: 1-1119 (372 amino acids)
Cellular component (GO): cytoplasm
Molecular function (GO): saccharopine dehydrogenase (NAD+, L-lysine-forming) activity
Source: RefSeq, a predicted model, not a curated record